Tinamus guttatus (white-throated tinamou) is the source of this 984-nucleotide messenger RNA. The record is from RefSeq and is a predicted model, not a curated record. Lineage: Eukaryota; Metazoa; Chordata; Aves; Tinamiformes; Tinamidae.
AUGAGGGUUUCCAUCCCCGCGCGGCCCUGGGCAAGGGAGCGGGCGCUGAAUGGGUGGAAAAUUACAUGGGGAAUCUCGCCGCUCAAGCACUCGAGCGUCGGAGGCGGCGGAGCGGCCGCGAGCGCGGACUUAAUCCUGCAGGUAUCCCCAGAGGAUCCUGGCAGGAUCCCGGGCAUCCAGCGGGCGGCUCGCACGAGGAUGCAGAGCCUGCAGCCAGACCCCAAGGCCCAGUACCGGAGCGUGUACGAAGCCCUCAAGAAAAUGGUCCUGACGGAGGGUUUCUGGAGGCCGUUACGCGGGAUCAACGUCACCAUGCUGGGCGCCGGCCCUGCCCACGCAAUGUACUUUGCCUGCUACGAGAAGAUGAAAAAGACUCUAAGUGACACUAUCCAGCACGGAGGGAACAGCCACUUGGCCAACGGUACUCUUUCUUUGCGCACACGCAGCUUGCUGUUAGCAGCCUCUCACCCCGGAGCAGUGGUGAAGCAGCGGAUGCAGAUGUUCAACUCCCCCUACAAGUCGGUCCUGGCGUGCGUGAGGACGGUGCAGAAGACGGAGGGGCUCGGGGCCUUCUACCGCAGCUACACCACGCAGCUCACCAUGAACGUGCCCUUCCAGGCCAUCCACUUCAUCACCUACGAGUUCAUGCAGGAGCAGAUCAACCCGCACCGCGAGUACCGCCCGCGCUCGCACAUCGUGUCCGGCGCCGUGGCGGGCGCCGUGGCCCCGCUCGACGUGUGCAAGACGCUGCUCAACACGCAGGAGGACGGGGCGCUGAGCUCGGCGCGCGUCCGCGGGCACCUCUCGGGCAUGGCCAACGCCUUCAGGACCGUCUACCAGCUCGGGGGCAUCCCCGGCUACUUCAAGGGGGUGCAGGCGCGCGUCAUCUACCAGAUGCCCUCGACGGCCAUCGCGUGGUCCGUGUACGAGUUCUUCAAGUACUUCCUCACAAAGCACACGCUGGAGAAACGCGCGUCCUUCUGA